Messenger RNA from Notolabrus celidotus (New Zealand spotty), 2731 nucleotides. RefSeq names its product poly(A) binding protein interacting protein 2B (gene paip2b). Gene Ontology annotation, cellular component: cytoplasm. Bases 273 to 668 code for a protein of 131 amino acids. Gene Ontology annotation, molecular function: mRNA regulatory element binding translation repressor activity. NCBI's taxonomy places the organism in Eukaryota, Metazoa, Chordata, Actinopteri, Labriformes, Labridae. The transcript is spliced from 4 exons. Gene Ontology annotation, biological process: negative regulation of translational initiation. The record is from RefSeq and is a predicted model, not a curated record.
AACCAAUGUGUGUAGAGUAGCAGCUGGACAAACGCUACCACGACACAAGGUUCCCCAUCGACGUUUGUGCUGAAAAACAGUGAAUAUAUCCGAUUUAGGGCCAAUAACGCGAGCGAUCCCUCACAUGGGACCUUUGUUUGUUUAGGGAAGUGGAGUUUUUAGAAGAAUACAUUGACUGUGUCGUUUUCUGGUGACAUACUGGACCGGAAAAGAGACAGCUGGUUUACGGAUUCCCCCAUUAUUUACUCUUGAAGUUGUGAGAGCCGGCUGAGAUGAGUGGUCCAGAAGUGGCCAAGACACCUGGAGGCGGAGCUUCAGGCAAAGACUCAAAGGAGCAAGUGGCCAAUGGGCACGCAGGAGAGGGCAAUGAUGCCAAUCCAUUUGCUGAAUACAUGUGGAUGGAGAAUGAAGAGGAGUACAACAGACAGGUGGAGGAGGAGCUGUUGGAGCAAGAGUUCUUGGAGCGCUGCUUCCAGGAAAUGCUUGAGGAGGAGGACCAGGAUUGGUUCAUCCCUUCACGUGACCUCAACAACCAGGGGGUGGGACAGCUGCAGCAGCAGCUCAAUGGCCUGUCCGUCAACGAUCACCAUGGCAAUCUGGAGGAAGUGGCGAGGAAGAGCAUCUUGAAUCCUGAAGCAAAGGAGUUCAUCCCGGGGAAGAAAUACUAGGGGUCCCCCUCACCCCCAUGGAGCCUCCACACGCACACAAACACAUGCAUACACCUGUCCUUACAUGCUCUCAGAGACUCUGGCGGCCAAGACCGCACACACACUGAUUCUCACACACGUGCACACACACACACACACUUGAAGUCAGUGGCGUGCUGGCAGGCCCAGUUGGGGGGUGGGGGGAUUUCUUUUUCUUUUCUUUUUGUUUCUUUAAUCUUUUUAUUUCCUGUUUGUUUCUUGUAAACUGAGGGACAUUGGGAACAGGGGUGGGGGAUGGGUGUAAUACCAGCACCGCCCUAAUGCGGGCGCUAACUCAUCAUGGCAUUUCAGGUGACAUUGUUGAUGUUUACGGAGUAUGCAGAAUUUAUUGUUGUCCCCUUAGAAUCGUGGCAGCUACAAAGGAGUGAUGCCAGAAAAAAAUGAAACCAGAAUAUGAUAAACUUGGAAGAAGUAUGUCACACAUGUAAAUUUAAUUUCGGUCAAAUUUAAUAAAAGAACAUCAGCAGUAGACUUGAGGGUUUCCAUUACGAAGACGUUAGAGAAUGAUCAACAUUUCAGGGGACUGGAUGGGUUUCUGCCACUGCUCUGUAGAGUCAUCACACAAAGUCAACAUUUUGCUGCUGAUGGUGUCAUAAGCUCCCCAUGACACCACGGCGCCAGUGCAUCUUGAAAUGCAAGUUCUUAUUUGUAUGUGCAAUGGCUCUGUUCCAAACCAAAUACAGACUCUACUCUCCAUACUUCUGUUUGAAGUGAGCUUGAUGGACAUUGAUGGGUGUAAUCAUGGCUAAGAAAUUAUUUCCCCAAUUUAUGUGGAGCUCCAUGUUCAUCUUUUUGUCCAGUUUCUCAGAAAAAGAAGCACGAGUAUCCAGUCAUUUGUCAAGCUAAGUUUAGUAAGAAAGUUCUUAUUACGAGAGGGAAGGUCGGAGCAUUUUGAACCUUCCAAAAAACUCAGUUGUCUCUUUCUUUGUUUUGUUUAACUUUAUCCUCGGUUCAGUUUUGAUUUAUGGGGGUGUAGUGAACGAACUUGUUAAAGGGGAGUAUUGGUCUGGAACAAAGCCGCUGCCUCUUUCUGUCAGGAAAUCUUGGUUUUGUCCUGCAUCAGAUCAAGUGUCCAUAUCCAAAUCAGGUUUUCAGAUAUCCUCUCCUCUUCUAUUUUCUUUAUUAUUAUUUUUUUUUGUAAAGUUUCGAGGAUGAGGCAUUUGUCUCUACUGGGUACAGUAACCUGUGGUGUCCAUUCAGUCCUGUUUGCAGGAGGAUAUGUUAGGGGACAAUAUUGCUCCAGCCAUUCAGAAUAAUGCAGUAUGGAACAAAUGGCUGACAAUAUGGCUUCUUACUGUUCCUCUUUUUGUAGGUUGAUGUUUUUGAGGAUGUUCCUCUUUUUAACAAUAAAUCAUUAUUGUGGUAUGGCUUUCCAAGAAGCAUCUCCCCAUAGUGCAAGUAUAAUCUCAGUUAAAUUGUGAGCCACUAGGAAAAAUGUGUAUAUGUGAAGAUGCCUUUUAGGAAACUCAGAUUCUAAUCAACAAUAAUCAGAUUAUUGAGUGAUCUUUUAUAGUUCCUGACCAACUUUGCUGAAUAAUGCAGAAGCAGUAUUGUCAUAAGGGAAAAUCUUGUGAUCUGAACAUGCUUAUUCAUGCCACUGUUUGUAUGUGGUAUUGACAAUAAUGUCUUGUGUAUUUAACUGUAUCAGCGUUAAGAGGACACUCGUGCACUUCAACUGAGAGGGUCUGAUAGAGGAAAGCACUUCUUUAACAUCCAUGUGCCGUCUCCAGUCCCUUUCAUGAGAAGUGCUCAAGUGUGUUCUUAAAGGCUGCAGUAGAGACAGUCAAAUGUUGGGUUAAAUUGAACUUCCUCACACAGUGUUGGAUCACAGCUGUUGAAUGGCACCCUGGUGAAGCCAAUAGGAAUGUCCGCCAGGUGGAUUGUACAACAUGAAAUCAUUUUUGGUGAUUUGUUUAGAUAAGUUAGACAGAAGCCGUUAAAAAAAAAAGGUCCAGAAGACAGAGUAUGAAUUUCAUUACAAAUAAAAAUAAUGAAAAAAGAUGAAUAAAGAUGUUAAAGACAAA